AUGUCCUCUUUCUUUGCCCAGUCCUUCAAGCCCCAGGUCGUCUCCCGCCAGGAGGGCUUCCACCCACUCCCGUCCCCGGACCCGCCCUCGCCGUCCUCGCCCUUUGACUCCAACGCCAACGCCAACAACCACCACCUCUUCAUGUCUCCCUUCCUCCCAGACCCCUUCCGCAAGUUCCCCGCCGUCGACGCCCACCUCGACCCCUUCUCCGACGACCUCGCCAGCUUCAUCGGCAGCGCGCCCUCGCCCCACCACCACGCCCAGUCGUCGCAGCACGCCCAGAGCAACGAGCGCUCGACCCAGAGCCCAGCCUACGACGACUACCGCCCGCCCCCGCACAACAUCUUUGACAUCUCCGCCCCCACCCCGCACCACUCCCACCAGCAAGCGUACCAGCAGCAGCAGCAGCAGCAGCAGCAGCAGCAACAGCAGGGUGCGCACGCGUACUCGCUGCCGCCCGCCUCGGCGCUGCACCCGCACGGCCUGCACGACUUUACGACGCACGCCCACUUCAACAGCACCCUCCCCGCGCUCGGCUCCUCCAUGCGCUACGAGCCCCCACCCGCCUCCGCCGGCGCAGACCCCGCCUCGGUCCCCUCCUUCUCCUCCUCCCACCUCUCCUCCCUCUCCACCUUCCCCGACUUCCACAUGCCCCCCUCCGGCCGCACCCCGUCCCCCCACACCCCCGCAGCGCCCCCACACGCCGCCUCCUUCUCCCGCUCCCGCUCGCGCUCGCGCCCCCCAACGGCCCACCCGCACGAGCCCCCCAGCACCAACGGCGGCCCCGCCCGCCGCACCCGCGCCAAGCGCGGCAGCCUCAGCUCCGUCAGCCCGCCCCCGCUCCACCGCGGCCACACCCAGCCCCUCGUCAUCCCCGGCCCCGGCUCCGCCGUCCCCCUCGGCGCCCGCGCACCCGCCAGCCCCCUCGGCCUCCACUCCGCCACCGGCUCUGGCUGGUUCCUCCCCGGCCCCGGCGAGUUCCUCCCCACGCCCGACAGCGUGCACGGUGGCUUCUCGGCGUUCACGGGCCCCGCGAGCAUGAGCAGCGUGGGCGGCGCGACCGCGCUCGGGGUGUCGCCCAAGGACUCGCCCGUGGCGGAGAGCGCGCCCCCGCCUGGGGACGUCGCCAUGAAGCAAGCGCUGCUGGCGAACGAGAAGCGGCGGCGGCGCCGCGAGUCGCACAACGCCGUCGAGCGCCGGCGGCGGGACAACAUCAACGAGAAGAUAUCGGAGCUCGCGACGCUCAUCCCCGAGUGUCUCCUCGAUCCCAACGCGACGCUCACGAUGCCCGCGUCGCUCUCCGCGUCGGGCGAGGACCUGCUCUUCGGCGGCGCGCCCGCCAAGGAGAAGGACAAGGACAAGGGCGCGGCCUCGCCCGCGGAGAGCGCGAACGGGAAGGAGGACAAGGACGGGAGCGCGGAGCCCGAGGACGGCGCGGGCGCGGUCGUGAAGGCGAACAAGGGGAUGAUCCUCCGGAAGAGCGUCGAGUAUAUCCGGUACCUCCAGCAGCUCGUGUCCGCGCAGGCGUCGCGCAACCGCGACCUCGAGCAGCAGCUCAGCGCCUUCCGCGUGGGCGGCGGCGCACCGUCGUCGUCCGCUGCUGCUGCCGCUGCGGAAGACGAGCUCGGCGCGCUGAUGCUCCACGAGGAGGUGGACGCGUUCGGGUUCUUCGCGGGGAUCGGCGGCGCGCCGCACGCGAAGCGGCAGCGCGCGCGGCUGGAGCGCGUGGACGAGACGCAGAUGGAGGUGGACGACGCGUCCGCGGCGACGUCGACCGGGGAGGAGAACGACGGGGAGGGCGAUGGCGACAACGAGAUGGCGGACGCGAGCGCGUCGCUGCCGUCGCCCGACCCGGACCCGGACGAGGGCGCAAGCCAGGGCCAGGAGGAGGUGAGGGGGCGCCGUGGGCGCCCCGGUGCUGGUGGUGUGGGUGGGCCGGUCAAGGUGAAUGGGGUGAAGAAGGAGGGGGACAUGGAGUCGUGA
Sparassis crispa is the source of this 1983-nucleotide messenger RNA. RefSeq lists its product as hypothetical. The transcript has 5 exons. The record is from RefSeq and is a predicted model, not a curated record. Gene Ontology annotation, biological process: regulation of transcription by RNA polymerase II. Gene Ontology annotation, cellular component: nucleus. Gene Ontology annotation, molecular function: protein dimerization activity; RNA polymerase II cis-regulatory region sequence-specific DNA binding; DNA-binding transcription factor activity, RNA polymerase II-specific. NCBI's taxonomy places the organism in Eukaryota, Fungi, Basidiomycota, Agaricomycetes, Polyporales, Sparassidaceae. The coding region runs from base 1 to 1983 and encodes 660 amino acids.